This is a messenger RNA of Rhineura floridana, 2216 nucleotides long. RefSeq names its product epidermal differentiation-specific protein-like. Lineage: Eukaryota; Metazoa; Chordata; Lepidosauria; Squamata; Rhineuridae. Bases 252 to 1259 code for a protein of 335 amino acids. The record is from RefSeq and is a predicted model, not a curated record. Gene Ontology annotation, biological process: visual perception; lens development in camera-type eye. Gene Ontology annotation, molecular function: structural constituent of eye lens. The transcript is spliced from 2 exons.
AGGGGCAGUGAUUAUAAACAAAUCCAUUCCUCGUAACUUGCUAAUUGGUUUCAUAUUUAGUAAAUUCUCGCCUUAUAUAAACCUAGUCAUAGGAGUCCCCUAAGGGAAAAGUCUGGAUGCUUGCACAGAUCACAUAACAAGACUGAAUUCCUGCUCAGGAAAACCUGCUUUACAUCUCAGACCUCCUUCCAAAGAUCCACAAAAGUUAUCCAAAGGGUGAGCCUGGACUUCCACUCUCCAAACAGCCAAAGAUGAAUAAAAUUAUUGUGUAUGAACAUGAAGAUUUUAAGGGACUCAGUAAAGAAUUUACUUCCGAUGUUCCUGACCUACGCAGUGUGGACUUUGGAGAUUGCAUUUCCUCCCUUAAGGUGAUUGGCCAACCUUGGCUGGUUUUCCAUGAUGCAAACUAUAAAGGUUUGGCCUUUGCAUAUGAAGAAGGUGAACAUCAACGCAUCAACUUAAAUAAUAAUAUUUCUUCUCUCCAGUUAGUCAGUGAAGAUUUGGAGAAUCCUCAGAUAACACUUUAUGAGCACCCUAACUAUGAAGGGGCAAGCAAAGUAAUAACAGAGGAAACCAACCUGUGUUAUGGGUAUUUCAAUGACAAGGCAUCAUCCCACUAUGUCCAGAAAGGUGCCUGGCUCCUCUAUGAAAAUGCGAAUAGAGGUGGUUGGUACUAUGUAGCUCGAGAAGGAACAAAGCUUCCGGACUAUGGUUCAGUGCUUCAUUUCCACGAUAAGUGUUCUCACGCAUAUCCCCUUCGAGGUGGCCAGCCUAUUAUCACUGCCAAGAUCUUAUGGGAUCGCAAGAAAGUGGAGAGUGAGAGGGAGGUGGUGGUUGAUGAGAUACAUUGUAUCAACACCACAGAAAUGGAGCAGACAUUCACCACCAGCAGCAGCAAAGUCUAUGAGGCAGCCACAAGCCACAGCUUCAAAUUAAAAGUCCCUAGCCUUCCAAUAAAUGAGAAGUUCAAUUUAAGCAUAGAUCCAAGCACCAACUUCACAGUAGAGAAAGGAAAGAUGGACUCUGUUGUUACUGUAAACAAAGUCGAGGUGACCGUGCCAGUCAAGAUUCCAGGAAAUUCGGAACUGAAUAUCCAGGUGAUCAUGAAGCUGAUCACUGCUUCAGUUCCUGUGCAGCUGAUCAUUAGCAAAAAUGGGAAAUCAAAGACAGAGAAUGGGGAGUAUCGUAGUGUGUCGGGACGCAACAUCAGCACCAAAUAUACAGUGAAAUCAACGAAAAAGGAAAGAGAGGCCCAGUAAACAAAAUGACCAUGCCAGCCAACACCCCAUCUUCAUUUAGAAACGAAUGUCUAAACGAUGAAAAUGAGGAUCAGAUUCAUGGUUCCUGCGGAGUAGGCUAUUACCCAAAAUGGGGAGAUGAGGCUGGACAAUGAAGAGUAUUGCAGCAUGUCAGAAUAUAACAGCGGCACUGAAUGUACUGCACUAUCAAUUUAGGAAUAUUAUUCUAGCUAACUCCUUUCUCUGUUUACCCUCCCCCACUUGCCUUAACCAGAUGUACAUAGAGGCAAUAAGUAAGAGUUUAUUGCCUGCAGUAUGCUUUCCCCCCCCAGCACUUUAAAGGCAAUUUUAAUCUCAAACCCACUCUUCUAAUUUUGCAUGUAUUUGUAUCUGGGUGGGAAAGUGGAAAAUCUGUUUUGUGUGUCUUAUUAUGGUUGGUUGAGACUUGAGUGCAAUCUGUCCUAGGCAAGGAAGUGUUUUUUGUUUUUGUUUUUUAAGACAGCCAUGUUUCUUCUCCCAUAAAAAGAGCAGGUCUUGGCAUUUGGAACAGGAAAACUCCUGAAACAAUAUUUUGUUGCAUGUUCCUUGAUCUGCUAGGACCACAUACAUUAAAGAUGCUACACCUGAUCAGACUCGUGAAGUUGGCAAAACCAUGAUAGUCUCACUUCACUGACAGAAGACACCCAACAGUCAGAAAGAAUUCAAGAGAAAAUACCUGUUAGGACAACAUGCAGGCUCAGUUAAGCCUCCACAACAACUCUGUAGUCUAGUUACGCUUCUUCAAUCCUAGCAUAUUUAAAACUAUCUUUAAAAACAUUUUCUAGGAUUAAUGGUUGCAGAUACACACUUGGUAAUGUUGUGAUGCUACAUUUAAGCACUCUGAGGAACAUACUUUUGCCAUAUUUGUAUCAUAAUUUUUUGCACCAUGUAUUGGGCUCUAAUUGCUGUCUGGAUGCUUUUCUGAUUAAUAAAAUAGAC